AUGUGCAUCGAGUCUUACUCUGAUGCCGACUGGGCAACGCACAAAGGCAACCGCCGAUCUGUGAGUUCGAGCAUGGUUUUCGUUUCGGGUUGCUUGCUGUAUAGCAGUGCUAGGACCCAAAGGGUGAUUGCUCUAAGCAGUGGUGAAUCUGAACUGUUGUCAGCCACCUCGUCCUUGUGCGACGCUUUGUUCAUCAGGCAACUAGUUGCUUUCCUCGCCGACUGCGACCCUCCACAGGUGCAUCACUUCACAGAUGCCACUGCAGCUAAGUCCAUGAUGGAGCGCAGUGGAGUGGGCAGAGUGCGCCACCUUUCGGUGCGCGUACUGUGGACCCAGCAGCUUGUGGCCGACAAGGUCAUAACACUGCAUAAGGUUGACACCUGCAGAAACGUGGCAGACCUCAACACUAAGGCUUUGCCAAGGCACAGGAUGAUGAUGCUGCUCAACCUUCUCGGCGGUUGGGACACCCUGCGUGACGAGCCCAUAGGGUUGAACGACAUUACCGAGUUUGAGUACAAGCAGGCCAUGAAGCAGGCCGUUCGUGCCGUUCGAACAACGACUCCAAGUCCGGUGAACAAACAAGUUCUGCAGGGCAUCGUGCUCGCCGUUGCAAGCGCCUUGGGCAGGGCCACGGACAUCCCAGAUGGAGACGGCGACUCGAGUGGUCACGACAUCGAGCUCCCCCAGUGGGCUAACCGAAUCCUUGUCUGGGUGUUGGGCCUGUGGGUACGUGAUGACUCAGGUGUGUCGAUCAUUGACAUGCUUGCCCCACAUGCUGCAACCAUCCUUUGCAUAUGCAUUUUGAUUCUGUUUGUGGCAAUGUGCUUUCGCGUUUGGUGUGCAAGGUCCCCUUCCAGGCAGGUGCAAGUACAGGUGUCAGACCAGCGGCAGCAUGGUGCCGUUUCUGUGAAGUUUGACCAGAACCUCAAUGUGCACGUUGGUGUUGCAGCGCCUGGAACGCCAGCCAAUCCUUUGGCUGUGGACUCCGAUGACAAUGCCGUGAGCCCGCCACAUGUGCUGCAUGCGAUCCGCAAAGGUGCUAGGUCGAAGGCAUCUGCAAGGCCAGGUCCGCGGUGCGAUGAGCCAGCGUCUUCCAGCGACGCCCCCGCGAGAUUUGUGCCGCCUCCUCCAGAACCUUUUGUUCGAGCGCCAAGUGCAGCGCCGCCUACGCCAGAGGGUUCAGUUGGAUCGAUGCAGUGUGGGUCAGCACUUAUGGCCGGUGCUACCAUCGACUACGAUGCUUCAAGCUUGAUGGGUGUGAUCGCAUCAAGCGAGUUCCUCUUGCAGACGCCGUUGCGCGAGGCUAUAG
Molecule: messenger RNA, 1309 nt
Organism: Symbiodinium necroappetens
Lineage: Eukaryota; Dinophyceae; Suessiales; Symbiodiniaceae
Source: the annotation of a GenBank genome assembly